ACACACCUAAAUGUGAAGAAAGCCACUGGAAUGAUGCCUCACCCACAGUGACGUGAUUGUAAAUUGGACACAUCAUUGCCAUCAAACCCUAUAAGCAAAAAUACUGUACGGACAACAAAGCAGUGAGUAGGCUAGAAAUUUGUCAUAGUGGAAAAGAGGAUUCACACGCAAAUGCUGCAAUGGAAUCAUCUAAAGAGCAAACUCUUUGCUUUGUCUCAUGGAAUAUAUGUGGACAAAAAACCCCAAACAUUGACCAGUACUCAAAAGAGCUAAAGGCAGAGAUUUUCUUUUUGCAAGAGACACGUAUUGGACCUGAAAGUGACAUGCCUUUAGAAAAGCCUAAAGGCUGGCAAUCUUUUUUUACAGUCUAUGAUUCCAAAAGCAAAGGAGUUGCCAUCCUUAUAAAAGAUGGUGUACCUUUCCAGUACAUAAGCCAUGAUGAGGAUUAUAGUGGGGGGUAUGUCGUACUCUUCUGUCGUCUUCAUGGUGAGCUGUUCACUCUAGUUAAUGUGUACAAUCACAAAGAUGACAAAGAAAUGCUAUACAGACUGCAGGAAUACUUGAGGGAAGCAGCUGAGGGUGUGCUUGUGGUUGGAGGUGAUUUCAACACCGUUCUUGAUCUUAGCUGUGAUCGAACAUCUAAAGCAAACACAGUACAUCAUACACCACAGUGGGGCCCAUUUAAAAAAUUCACUGCCUCUCUAAAUCUUAUGGAUACUUGGGCAUACUUCCACCCAACAGUCAAGGCAUUCACAUACUAUCAAAAGGACAGUUAUUCUAGAAUAGACAUGUUUCUUCUGUGUGAAGACAAUUUGGAACGAAUAAAACAUGUCAAAAUCCAAGAAGCUAAAAGGACUGAGGAUCAAAUAAAGAGUGGUAAGAAAGAAACUGUUCAAGAUCAUUUGCUUCUACUGAUGUGUCUCAAAGUGAAAGAAGUACCAAAUGUUGCUUCACAAUUAGAGAAAUUCCAUGAACCAGACAGAAGAGCAGGAAAGAUUAAUGGUGCAGAGAUACUGAGUGUGAUCAAGUCUUUAACUGACUCUGGCCACAAAGGUCCUAAUGGCAAAAGUGUACAGACAUACAAGAAUUCCUGUUGUCAAUUUACAGAGAUCUUAAAAACAUGUUUCAACUCUUUUAUUAAAUCCUACCAAUUGCCUCCAGAUUUCAAAGCAAGUAGCUCUACAUCAGAUGGCAGAAAACAUUUCAAUGUGGAUUAUUUGAUUUUCACUAUGGUUCUGGCCAAACGCCUCAAUGUGCUACUGGAGGCAUUCUCAGAGGAAAGGAGUCAAAAAAACACCUGUGAUCUGUGUUACUGUGUGAAAUUUGCAGAAAAACCAAAGAAAAUCAAAUGGACCUUCUUAAAAAACAGCCUCUUAUACCUACUCGAAAAGUGCAAUAAAAGCAAAGUGGAAGAAAAGCAAAGUGCAGAAAAGACUCAAAAUGAGUCUCAAAAAAAGAAGAAAGGGAAACAGAAAACAUCUAAAAAAUCAAAAAAUAUCAACACUCUCCUUAAAGGUUUAAUUCCUAUGGAAACAGAGGAAAGAAAUAUGUUAGAGGAUAUUAUCCCAAAAGCUUCAGAUGACUUCAGAGAGCUACAAGAAGGCUGUCCACUCACUAGGUCCAUCCUCGGUUUGGUCCUGAAAUAUCUGGAGCUCCGUAUAAAUGAGAAAUAUGAGAAAUACACAGCUCAUGUCUGCCACUCUAGACAAGUUGUAGUCAUAUAUGAAAACAGUUCUCCUGACUUGAAAUGCCUGUGUGAGGAGUCUGGGAUUGAACUAAUAUGUUUUCAGCUGGGAAAUCUCCAAACCUGUGAAAACCCUGUUCAUGAUUGAAUUUAUGAAUUUGUAAAAAUGUGUCAUUCUAGUUGUUUGUCAGAGUAAUAUAUAUAUUGUUAAAUAUCUCGGCAAAUUUAUGAAUUGAAAAAUGAAAGCAAAAUUUUUUUGUAAACAAAUUAUUAUCUAUUGUAAUAUAUUUGUCCACAGGUCUUGAAAGUGUUUAAUUACAUGUUAAAUUGCAGGAUAUAUACUUGGAUGUUCUUAUAUUGUUGUAUACAUUAUCAUGUAUUGUUUUGUUUUAUAAACUCGUCACAAUCUUCUUCAGAAUUAUUCAGUGUAAUUGAGAUUUGUUUAGAAUAAUAAAGU
Cyprinus carpio (common carp) is the source of this 2141-nucleotide messenger RNA. RefSeq lists its product as uncharacterized. NCBI's taxonomy places the organism in Eukaryota, Metazoa, Chordata, Actinopteri, Cypriniformes, Cyprinidae. The record is from RefSeq and is a predicted model, not a curated record. Gene Ontology annotation, cellular component: nucleus. The transcript has 2 exons. Gene Ontology annotation, biological process: base-excision repair. Bases 180 to 1832 code for a protein of 550 amino acids. Gene Ontology annotation, molecular function: DNA-(apurinic or apyrimidinic site) endonuclease activity; phosphoric diester hydrolase activity; double-stranded DNA 3'-5' DNA exonuclease activity.